Molecule: messenger RNA, 3623 nt
Organism: Micropterus salmoides (largemouth bass)
Lineage: Eukaryota; Metazoa; Chordata; Actinopteri; Centrarchiformes; Centrarchidae
Gene: nmnat2
Product: nicotinamide nucleotide adenylyltransferase 2
Exons: 12
Coding region: 272-1195 (307 amino acids)
Biological process (GO): NAD+ biosynthetic process
Cellular component (GO): Golgi apparatus
Molecular function (GO): nicotinate-nucleotide adenylyltransferase activity; nicotinamide-nucleotide adenylyltransferase activity
Source: RefSeq, a predicted model, not a curated record
UGUUGAGCGUCUCGGUCUGCUCAGUGUUCCAGUUCAUCAUUAGAUCCACGUUGGAUUAUGUUCUGUUCAACUUGUGGAUCAUCAGCUUUGUUUGGACUUCUGACACGCUGACGCUGCUUCCUGCCGCAGACUCACCAACCUCGCCUCUCUCUCUGUCUCUCUCUGCUGCGGCUGCUGCUGCUACAAACAACCGACCACAGAACCACACAGCACCGGACCGGACCGGACCGGGACACAGGACAACAGAGGAAGACCGAGACCGAAAGAAACCAUGACAGAAGCCACUAAAACCCACGUCAUCCUGCUGUCCUGCGGCAGCUUCAACCCCAUCACCAAGGGACACAUCCAUAUGUUCGAAAAGGCCAGAGAAUAUCUGCACAAAACAGGUCGUUUCAUCGUGAUCGGAGGAAUCAUCUCGCCGGUGCACGACUCCUACGGGAAACCUGGAUUAGUGCCCAGCAGACAUCGCCUCACCAUGUGUCAGAUGGCCGUCCAGUCCUCUGAUUGGAUCAGGGUGGACCCCUGGGAGUGUUACCAGGACACCUGGCAGACGACCUGCAGCGUGCUGGAGCAUCACCGCGACCUGAUGAAGAGAGUCACCGGCUGUAUUCUGUCCAACGUCAACACGCCGUCGACGACUCCUGUGAUUGGUCAGCCGCAGAACCAGACUCCGCCCAUCUACCAGAACCACAACAACAUGAAUCACAAGCCCACAGCCAUCAAACUGUGGGGGAAGGUCAGCGAGAGUCUGGGGAAGAUCUGCUGCGUCCGCCCUCAAAUCGAACGCUUCACCUUCGUCGAUGAAAACGCUAACCUGGGGACCGCAAUGAGAUACGAGGAGAUCGAGUUACGCAUCUUGCUCCUGUGUGGCAGUGACCUCCUGGAGUCCUUCUGCAUCCCUGGCCUGUGGAAGGACAGUGAUAUGCAGGUGAUCGUGGGGGAUUUUGGGAUCGUGGUGGUUCCCCGUGACGGAGCCGACACAGAGAGGAUCAUGAAUCACUCCUCCAUUCUCCGCAAGUACAAGGACAACAUCAUCGUGGUGAAAGAUGCCACGAGCCACCCAAUGUCUAUCGUCAGCUCAACCAAGAGCAGACUGGCCCUGCAGCACGGUGACGGCCACGUUGUGGACUACCUGUGUCAGCCCGUCAUCGACUACAUCCUGCAGAGUCAGCUGUACAUCAACGCCUCGGGAUAGAGACAACGACCUGCCCGCAUGACAACAGGGAGCGUGGAGUGGAGGGGGGGGGGGCUACAUACAACCGUCAUCUAUAUAACUAUAACCCCCCCCCCAAAAAAAACCCAACCUUCCUUCUCUGUCUUGUGUCAAACAUAUACUCUUCUUUGAGCUGUUGCUUUCCAAAAGGAGCAUUAGUGUCCCUCCUUCUGUCUGUGUCAUGUGACUUUACGUGGGGGUGGGGGGGGAGGUAUGGAGGUAACCCCUAAGGGCUGCAGAGCUGUUAUUGAUGUGUUUUUCCACUGCAGCGGUGACGCCACUGUUUCUCACUCUGUUAUCUGUCUUCAUUAAAGUUUGGGGUGCAUGACUCGCAGCCGGGCAUGCUCAGUGUACCAACGGCAGGAAACUCUUCUUCUGGAUCAGGGCGGCUUUUAGCUAAAAGACGACAGGGUUUUUGGGCCUCAUGCAAGAACCACUCGUAGGAACAGAUUUGGUGGGAUUCAAGGCAACUUGCCAAAUUCCCCCAUUUUUUGGUAUUUAUAAUUUUCUCUUUGGUUUGUUGAAACAAGGUUAAUAUAGUUUUAGAUUUUUCAUUAGGUUUUAUUGUUAUUUCAUUUUGACUUUUGGUUUUUAAUUUCAGUUUAGUUUUAAUUUGUUUUUAAAGCGGGUUUAAUUUAGUUUGUAGUUUUUGAAAAUGCUCAGUUUGGUUUUAAUUAGUUUUUAAAGCGGGUUUAAUUUAGUUUGUAGUUUUUGAAAAUGCUCAGUUUGGUUUUAAUUCGUUUUUAAAGCGGGUUUAAUUUAGUUUGUAGUUUUUGAAAAUGCUCAGUUUAGUUUUAAUUCAUUUUUAAAGUCGGUUUAAUUUAGUUUGUAGUUUUUGAAAAUGCUCAGUUUAAUUUUAAUUCGUUUUUAAAGUUGGUUUAAUUUAGUUUGUAGUUUUUGAAAAUGCUCAGUUUUAGUUUAGUUUUAAUUCGUUUGAGUGUUAGUUUUAGUCUUUGGGCCUCUCGACUUUCGCACCAUGAUGCCAGGUGAUGGGCGUGGACUAAAUUCUGGCACAGUUAAGAAACUGGAAGACAGAUUUCAUAUCUACCCAAAAUACCAGGCUUAUGUCCGGCCUGAAAUAAACUGACAAAGAUGAAAAUUAAAGCCAUUAACUCUGUUUAUUUUAUUUUAGUUAGUUUUUUGUAAAGCCUUGUUUUUAUUUUUAUUAUGUUAAAAGAAAAUAUUUUCACACCUAGUUUACAAUAACGAUAAUAAACUUGGCAUGAAAUAAUAUAAAAUAAUACUAAAUAUAAUAAUAAUUAGUCCUUUCUCCAAAAAAAAAAACUUUGAUGUAACAUUUAUUAUUCCUUAAUCUGAAUAAUUUUAAAUUGUACCAAAAUCAACAAGAAACAAAAUAAUCAAAUACAAAAUUAAAGCUAAAUGUAACACUGCUAAUAUUCUGUACAAUGUCAUGCGUCUUGUUUGCUAAGCUCCGUUACCUGUCAAGCAUUGCAUUUAAGCACAUCAUGAUAAUUUCCAGACCAUUUAAAUCCAUAGUAACUAUUGAAACAGUGGAUCCUUGAUUUCAGACAAAGGCAGCUCCUUUCAGUCGGCGUCUCACAAUUCGGUUUCCCGCAGAACUAAUAGCCAACAGAAGCUAACGUUAGCUCCACGAGUUGAUUGAAAACUCCGUCGCCAGAGUUUUUAAUGUUUGUUGCUGACUUAUUUUAAUUGUGAAUCCUGCAAAAGGUUUUUAAAUAAGACUGCUACAUGUCAUGCUAACAGGCUGAGGCUAAAGUUAACAGGUCCCCAGUCCCAAGAAGAAGAAAUGAAGGAGCAGAGUUGUUCCUGUAUUGCAGAGUAGAGCUAGUUAGUCAUUAUUAAUGUAGCAUGAAAAGGUAAAAUAAAAGUUGUUUCAUUCUGACUUCAUCCUGUAGCUCAUCUAGAAAACCAUGAACAAGCAACAAAAAUAUAUGCUUUAUUGUUUUUAUUGACCUAGCUUGGCUUUAGAGAUGGUUUUCAUUGUUUACCUUUUGUGGGCUGCCCUGACGCCACUACAGACACUGAUACAUUUAAAACACUUCGGAAACUACUCGUAAAGUUGGACCGUGUGUGUUGAACCACUAAAGCUCCGCACUGUGAAGUUCUUCUCUUUACUAUUUGGUGACAUUACUUUUUGUAAAUAAAGCUUGAUACCUUCUCACAAACGCCCUCCUGCUCGUGAACACGUGUGCAGAAAUAGGACACGAGUCCACCUUCUGUGUUUGUGUUGCCCUUAAAGUCGCAUUCAGACCGGAAGCAAUGUGAAUUGUCACCCCAAAUUUUUACCGCUGGACAGUUUGUGCUUAAUGACCCCAGCCAGCUAACAAACCACCUGUAUGUUAGCUGUAAGGACGCACCGGCCAUGUCUGUGGUGUGUUUCUGUCUCCUUUCUGUUGCAUGUUAUUGUUUCACUAAAGUUUAAACUUUU